Messenger RNA from Microthlaspi erraticum, 1767 nucleotides. The record is from the annotation of a GenBank genome assembly. Lineage: Eukaryota; Viridiplantae; Streptophyta; Magnoliopsida; Brassicales; Brassicaceae.
AUGACGAGACAAAAGAGAUCACGCAAACACGCUUCAUCGGCGGAAAACGCCGGCGGCGAAGUUAACGAAGCUUCUGUAUCUCAGCUCAACGAACCGGCGCUACCUCAAUCCCCAGAGCCUGCUUCGGCUUCCGAAGCUAACCCAUCUCCGUCGCGACGCAACCGCGUGAGAAGCAAAAAGCGUCGAUUGAACAACCAAUCAGAAGCCGAUACUAUCCAGAGGACAUCGUCUCCGGAGCGACGAGCUCGUCCCCAUCACUCUGAUCAGAAGAACGGUGAUUGCAGCAAUGGGAUGAUUGUUUCAACGACGACAACGACGGAAUCGAUUCCUGCUCCUCCGAGUUGGGAAACCGUGGUGAAAGUUGUGCCUUCCAUGGACGCUGUUGUUAAGGUCUUCUGCGUCCACACUGAGCCUAAUUUCUCCUUGCCGUGGCAAAGGAAACGACAGUACAGCUCCGGUAGCAGUGGCUUCAUCAUCGGAGGAAGAAGAGUUUUGACGAAUGCUCAUUCCGUUGAGCACCAUACUCAAGUGAAACUCAAGAAGCGUGGCUCUGACACUAAGUAUUUAGCUACAGUCUUGGCCAUUGGCACUGAAUGUGAUAUUGCAUUGUUGACAGUUAAUGAUGAUGAGUUUUGGGAAGGAGUGUCUCCUGUGGAGUUUGGUGAUUUACCAGCUUUGCAUAAUGAUGUGACUGUUGUUGGUUAUCCAAUUGGUGGUGAUACAAUCUCUGUAACGAGCGGUGUUGUUUCAAGGAUGGAGAUAUUGUCUUAUGUACAUGGCUCCACCGAGCUUUUAGGCUUGCAGAUUGAUGCAGCUAUUAACUCUGGUAACUCUGGUGGUCCUGCAUUUAACGACAAAGGCAAAUGUGUUGGCAUUGCCUUUCAGUCUCUGAAACACGAAGAUGCUGAGAACAUCGGUUACGUCAUCCCCACGCCGGUGAUUGUACAUUUCAUUCAAGAUUAUGAGAAGCAUGAUAAAUACACAGGUUUUCCUGUUCUUGGGAUUGAGUGGCAGAAGAUGGAGAAUCCUGACUUGCGUAAGUCAAUGGGUAUGGAAUCUCAUCAGAAGGGAGUGCGGAUAAGAAGGAUCGAGCCUACCGCACCGGAAUCACAGGUCUUGAAGCCUUCGGAUAUUAUCCUUAGCUUUGACGGAGUUAACAUUGCUAAUGAUGGAACUGUUCCAUUUAGGCACGGAGAGCGAAUUGGGUUUAGCUAUCUUAUUUCUCAGAAGUACACUGGAGAUUCUGCUCUUGUGAAGGUCUUGCGUGAUGGAGAAAUACUCGAGUUCAGCAUAAAACUUGCAAUCCACAAGAGGCUAAUCCCUGCACACAUAUGUGGCAAACCUCCUUCUUACUUCAUCGUUGCUGGCUUUGUGUUUACGACUAUCUCUGUUCCAUAUCUUCGAUCUGAGUAUGGAAAAGAAUACGAGUUUGAUGCGCCUGUCAAGCUAUUGGAGAAACAUCUUCAUGCAAUGGCUCAAUCCGUGGACGAGCAGCUUGUUGUAGUUUCACAGGUUCUCGUUUCUGACAUUAACAUUGGUUAUGAGGAGAUUGUCAAUACACAGGUUGUUGCUUUCAAUGGCAAACCUGUGAAAAACUUGAAAGGCUUAGCUGAGAUGGUGGAGAAUUGUGAUGAUGAAUACAUGAAGUUCAAUCUAGAUUAUGAUCAGAUUGUUGUCCUGCAAACUAAGACGGCGAAAGAGGCGACGUUAGAUAUUCUGACCACUCACUGCAUACCUUCUGCUAUGUCUGAUGAUCUUAAGACUUGA